This is a messenger RNA of Zasmidium cellare ATCC 36951, 1977 nucleotides long. RefSeq lists its product as uncharacterized. Bases 1 to 1977 code for a protein of 658 amino acids. The transcript has 5 exons. The record is from RefSeq and is a predicted model, not a curated record. NCBI's taxonomy places the organism in Eukaryota, Fungi, Ascomycota, Dothideomycetes, Mycosphaerellales, Mycosphaerellaceae.
AUGCAUCAUCACUUUUCCUGCUAUGCUGAACAUACGCUGCUGAAAAUCACGAAUUUGGCACGCCUGUCGCGUAUCCGUGCCGGACAACCCAACCGGUGUGAAUCAAAGAAUUCCGCAGUCCACUCUCCAUUCGACCUGGACAAUCUCAUAUUGUAUCCGGUGCCAGCUGGGGCUGAGCGACAGAAAACCACAUUCGAGGCCAGCCCCGAAGCUGCUGCUGUUCGCAUGAGGCCGACAGUCAAUGUAACCGUUAUACCGCAUGUCACGACCUUUUCGAACGGUCCGAACAUCACCAACUAUUCGACUUUGACUCAGACCGAGACGAUAUACGUGGUAGGGGAUAAUAUCACGGCGACAAACUUGGCCAACGCUACGACUUUCAACAGCCCAAAUGACAUUACCUGGACAGUCGGUGACGUUACGUUGACAUAUCCCACGACCUACAUUCAAUACCUGGGCUUCGCGGGAGCAGCUGGAUCGAAUGGAGCAUGCGCAGAGGACACCGACGCAAAAAGCAUAAAGCUUCCUGAGUCUACUGUGGGGGAGUCCUUCAUCUACCCGUACACGGACGGUGCCUCGCUGCUGCCGUCUGAGCUGUUGGACUACCUAGGCACGAUACCGACCAUCACCGAGCAGUUUCACGAGGCGGUGCCCGCGACUUGCGCGCCUCUAACCAUUACUCCAGGGCCCAUCUAUACUACUGUCGACUUUCGACGAGAGGCCAAAAGAUAUGAGGGUGCCCGCAGGAAUGUUACAUCCUCUCAAUGUGUAGAAGGGGGGGCCAGAACAGUACAAACUGGUGUAUCACAGACCAAGGGCGUGAGCACACUGCCGAUGAUCAGUGGCCCAACUAAUGACCACACUACCGCCUUUGUGCUAAAUACUGUCACCGGAAGAGCCAUCGUAGUGCCUGGUGAUACUGCAGAGCAAGUCAUGGUCGAUCCUCAGCCUACUCCGACGGACGAUACUAUCGAACGGCCAUCCUCACCAUCCAACGACGAUCAAGACUCACCGCAGUCGACUCAGGCGCCGCCGCAACCAAACAUCCCCGACCUGAUACAAAGUGUAGCUGAGGGGCAGCAAACGGACAACCAGCAAAGCGUGCCUGCGAACAACAUUCCGGACAUCGUUGCCAGUGCCGCAGCGGCUCAGAAAUCCACCGAGGUCCAGCCAGUUGCUUCGCAACCGAAUAGCAAUGGCCAAAAUGGCCAGCCUGCCGCAACUCAAGGGCCAGUCUUUAAUGUGGGCAAUGCGAUUGUGUCCGCUAACUCUCAAGGCAAUUUCCAACUUGGCACACAAGUCUUGACACCUGGCCAUACACUUAACAUUGGAUCAGAAGCCUCGCCAACGCCGGCUGCUCUCCGGGAUAGUGGUGGUUCUACGCGACUUGUCAUUGGCAGCAGCACUUACCAACCCGUUGGUGAGAAUGCACCAGUAGUCACGGCAGUACCAGCUGUAUUCACAGCCGACGGGCAACCAUUCACUGUCAUCCAGAACGGGCCUUCACUCAUAGUCGCAGGCGGAUCCAGCACCCUCACAUUACCACCUGGCUCGACCUCAUCCCUCGGCGAUGUGGAGAUCGCGGCGGGCUUGAGCGGCUCUGCAGUUGUUGCGGACGGAAGCACGCUGCAGGUACCGCAAGUCACUCAACCUCCAACAGCUUUGGUUACCGCGGGCGACCAAACGUUAUCCGCUUUCCAGAGUGAUAGCUCCAUCAUCCUCGUCGAUGAGUUAUCAACCAUUGAAAUUCCUGCAGGCUCCCAAACGAUUAUCGACGGUCACACUUUCAGCGCUGGAUCAAGUGGCAAUGCCAUCGUUUUCGACGGAAGUACCGUGUCAAUCGGAAAUGCUGCUUCACCAACGCCUACGGAAAUGGUCGUAACCGUAGACGGCAACACUUUUACUGCUGUGGAUGAGACAGGCUCUGUCAUCUUCAAAGAUGGAGGUUCAACGGUCACUCUACCACGACUGGAGUAG